AUGUCUCCCUUCCAGCCCUUUUCCAUUGCAACACCCCGACUCAUCCUCAUCCCGACCCCAAUCGCAAUAAACCAGUUUCCCUACCGUGCCUUGUACGCCUCUCUCCACGCCAACACCGAUUUCUGCACCAUGGGCUUCGGCGCCCACUUCCCGGCGCGGAACUGGUCCGACGAGGAGACACGGGCCAUCAUUGCCCGCGAGAUCGCAAGAAAUUGGGAACCGUACGGGUUCGGCGAUUUUGCGGUUGGAUUGCUUCCUGGCACGAGAGAGAUGUCAACACGUGGAAAUGACUUCGUGGUCUUGCACGGAAAUAAUACCCUGACUCCAGCUGAAUUGGAAAACAUCAAAUGGAUUGGAUACGCAGGUAUCCGCGAUGCCACGACGACGUCCCUACCGCCACGGGAAGAAGGAGACGAGCCUUUCCUUCCUUGGCAGGUGAUGGUCGAGGUGCGCUACGGCAUCUCACCCGAGUUCUGGGGCAGGGGGCUUGCGAAGGAGGCGGCGGAAGCGGUGAUCUCCUGGGCGAUCGGGGAACGAGGCGUUAGGAGGUUCAUUGCUGAGACGGAGAAGGGAAAUUCGCGGAGUGGGAAGGUCUUGCGGGAACUUGGGUUCCGGCUUAGUGGGACGGAUUACUGGAAAGAGGAGAGUCAGGCUGAGUGGGAGUUUGUUGUGCCGGUUGAGGAUGGACAGAGGGAUAUGUCCUCUUAG
Molecule: messenger RNA, 708 nt
Organism: Aspergillus mulundensis
Lineage: Eukaryota; Fungi; Ascomycota; Eurotiomycetes; Eurotiales; Aspergillaceae
Product: GNAT family N-acetyltransferase
Exons: 1
Coding region: 1-708 (235 amino acids)
Molecular function (GO): acyltransferase activity, transferring groups other than amino-acyl groups
Source: RefSeq, a predicted model, not a curated record